Molecule: messenger RNA, 1685 nt
Organism: Marchantia polymorpha subsp. ruderalis
Lineage: Eukaryota; Viridiplantae; Streptophyta; Marchantiopsida; Marchantiales; Marchantiaceae
Source: the annotation of a GenBank genome assembly
AGCAGUCUUCGUGUGCAGGAAAAAUUGAGAGCGGGAAAGUGGGAUUUUCGAUUAUUGAUGCUGGCUUUCAAGUGCUUUGAGUUUCGAAGGUCACUAGUGGAGUUGUUCCCGCGCCAGCUCAACUUUCAGAAGGGUCCGAUUCUCCGCAAGCUGCGCGAGGGCGGAUACCGCGCUGGAGAUUGCUCAGCGAUUCCUGUUGCCGACGAGCGUCCUCAAAUGGGGAACUAUUGGUUGCUCAAAACGGAGCCGGACUGCUGGUCCUGGGACAAUCAGACGGCUAACAAGGGUAUGUCCGUGUGGGACGGAGUGAGGAAUCACCAGGCCCAAAAUGCCAUGAGGAAUAUGGUCGAAGGUGAUCUGUGCUUCUUCUACCACACUGGAAAGCUCAAGGAGGUGUGCGGAAUCGUCCGUGUCGUCAAGCCCUUCUACCCUGAUCCCACCGAUGACACGGGAAAAUGGGGAGCUGUCGACGUCCAAGAGGUUGUAGCCCUGAAGAGCCCAGUCACACUGGCGCAGAUGAAAGAGGACGACGAGAUGGCGGACUUUUUGAUGUUCCGGCAGCCGAGGUUGUCCGUGGUACCUGUGGAAGAGGACGUGUGGACCAGAGUGUGCACUUUGGGAGAAGUUGAACCUCCGUUGCUUGAAUCUUCUGGUGAAGAAGGCAAGAAGCUAGCCCAUGAUUCGAAGGAGGUCGACGCCCAAAAGCAGGUUGUCAAACGACCUGGUAGUGGCAGAAAGAAGUCAGCUGACGAUGGGGAGAAUUCUGUACCUAUCAAAGAAAUCAGGAAGCAGCCCAUCCGGACCAAGGUGAAGCCACAACCUGUCGUCACGAAGGACCAGUCCAAGGCCACGAACGCGACGAAGACUUCAUCAUCCAAGUCCGGAUCUAGCGUUAACGGGAAUGGUGUCGAAGAGAAGACGCAACCGUCCAAAGUAGCAAGAAAGAGAGGAAGGCCACCAAAAGCUGCAGCCGAGGAGGAGGAGAAAUUGCCGUCUGCCAAAGAGAACAAGAAGCCAGCGAUGAAAACAAUGGCUGCUGCAGCCGACAAGCCAAGGAAGAGACCGGGGAGGAAGCCCAAGAAGGCAGCUGACACAAAAGAGGUGGCUAGCGAGACGUCGGAGUAGAUGAUUUUGGCUUGAGAUUGCGAGAUGCGUCGUUACAUUUAUUCAUAGGCUUGGCUGUUGUCGAUCGACAUUUUGUGUUCACACAAUAGUUGUACUCUGAGGCAAUGCACCCGCAUGCAUGCAUGCAUGCACGGGCUGGUAGAUUUUGUAUAUAUCCUGUGCUUCGUUUUGGCGCGAAGAUUGCCGCUCCGAUGUGUGCAGUUGUACUCUGUUGCUUGUACUUUACUCGGGGAUAAAAGGACUGCCCCAUUGUGUAAAUCCGGGGCAAUUCUUGGCAGUUCUAGAAAUUUUCCCGAGUCUGAGUGGGUUGUUCUGUUUUGCGUGUUGAAGCUUUGAAAAAAUUUGAGAGUUGGUUCACGUAAUAUUCUUGAAGUACAGAGAGCCCAAACUGUAGAGCGCGUAAGCUGUCUUGUAGAAGAUUUUAUACAAUUUAGUAUUGGAACUUCAAUCUUUUGCCUGCAGAGUGAAACUGUUGUCAGCGCAGAGUAUUCUUCUUUGAGUCAUUCCAUUACCUGUAAACGAAAGAGUUGGCCAUCAAUGGAUACAGAAGCAAUCUAUGC